Elaeis guineensis (African oil palm) is the source of this 3643-nucleotide messenger RNA. Its product is annotated as flowering time control protein FPA. The record is from RefSeq and is a predicted model, not a curated record. Gene Ontology annotation, molecular function: RNA binding. NCBI's taxonomy places the organism in Eukaryota, Viridiplantae, Streptophyta, Magnoliopsida, Arecales, Arecaceae.
GUUGGGAUGCAAGGGGAGCAGAGGAAAGGGUAUGGAAGGGGCGACCAAAAAAUUUUCACGUAAUACUUAUUACCGAUUGUUUUGCCAAAAAAUUUUGAGGGCUCCGUUUCACCUAUUAGAAAAUAAUAAAAAUAGUUUAUGCGUGAGCAGACGGUCGCCUAUAAAAAAAGAAAUUGAUAAUAACUGAGCCGCUUCUGAAUUGAUGCCGCUGCUCUUAUUACGAGACGGGGUUCCUUUUCUCGCACCCGCCUUUUCUCCAAGGAGAGAGAUACGAGGCACGAGGCUGCCCGUUCCUCUCUUUUCAUCGCCACUCCAAAACCCUAAUAUCCUGAUCGCCACUUGGAACCCUAAACCUAGAAAAGAUGGGAAGGGGAGGAGGAGGAGGAGGAAGAGGAAGGGACAGAUCGAACAACAAGUAUGCACCAAGAAGCGAAGAGAAGGAGCGCCGGACUGGAUGGGGUGUUGCCCCUCCCUCAAGGCACCUCUGGGUCGGAAACUUGGGCCCUCAGGCGACACGGAGUACUCUCUUAGAGCAUUUUCUGAGGUUCGGGGAAAUAGAGAACAUAGCCUAUAUUCCAGGCCGGAGCUAUGCCUUUGUCGACUAUAAGAAAGAGGAAGAUGCUGUCAUUGCAUUGAGAGGGCUCCAAGGUUUCAAGUUUGAUGGGAUGCCUCUUAGAAUCGAGUUUGCAAAGGGGGAUAGGGCUUCAAUGUUAUCACAGAAUGGGGAAUAUCCACAAUAUGGCAAUGAAAGACAUUCCAUAGAACAGGUAGAACCACAGUUUCAGAGAGAUACAAGGCCACUGCGGUUGAGUCCUGAGAAGUCAUAUGACAAGUCCAAGGGAAACAACAGUGCAGAACCUAGUGAGAUGUUAUGGAUAGGUUUCCCAUCAUUUUUGAAUGUUGAUGAAGUAGUUUUGAGAAUGGCAUUUUCACCUUUUGGUGAAAUUGAGAACAUUACUACAUUUCCUGGUCGUAGCUAUGCCUUUGUUCGAUACCGAAGUGUAGUGGCAGCUUGCAAAGCUAAAGAAGCUCUUCAGGGAAAACUUUUUAACAAUCCCCAUGUAAAUAUAUGUUUUGCCAAGAGUGAUGCUGCCCCAUCUGAACAUGGAAGAAACCAAAUAAGUGGUCCAUUCCCUUCAUCUUUCAAAUCUAAUCAUCAUCCUGGUUUGAUUGGACAAGACAUUGAGGCUUUUCCAGGGAAUAAAAGCUUUGAGAGUCCUUAUGGAGAGUUUCGCAUGGCAUCUGCACAUUUUAUUUCAAACUUUGAUAGGAUUUCUGAAAGUUCUACAAAACCUGAAGCUGGUUCAGUACCCAAUUUAGGUGGUAUUUUUGAACGUAAUAGGCUGCAGGAGUUUGGAUUGGAGCGACAGAUGUCAGAUGACCUGUAUGAGCGCUACAGAAAUAGGCCUGCAGCAGAGAGAGGUGCAGCAUGGCAUGAUAUCCCUUUUGAGAGAUCUCAAAGAACUCCACUUUUUGAAGAUUCUUGGGGCAUGGCAGAAGGCCCUUUUCCUUCAGCCAAGAAGCUGAAGACAGACAUGUUUUCUGAUAAAGAACUUCCUGAGUAUCCAUUGUCUGACUUAGAACAGCAAAAGCGUGAUCCUGGUCCACCAAAAUUAUUGCCUAAUUUGCCUGAACGUAAUAUCUAUAAUAAAAGCUUUGCUUCUGUUCCUUUUGGCCCUAAAGGAUUUCCUGAUCAUUCAAGGAAUCCAAUUAACCCACUUGCUGAAAGUGAUGAUUCUUGGAGAACUUUUGAUCAUUUCACUGCAGGUCCUGGUGCAUUACCUUUACCAGUCAAACCACAUAAUAUAAAUCCAGAACCUCACCGGCCUCCUGUGAAUGAAGAGUGGAAAUGGGAGGGGACAAUAGCGAAGGGAGGCACUCCAGUCUGUCACGCUCGCUGCUUUCCAGUUGGAAAAGUCCUGGAUUUUAUGCUGCCUGAAUUUUUAAACUGCACUGCAAGGACUGGUCUUGAUAUGCUUUCCAAACAUUACUAUCAAGCAGCUAGUACUUGGGUGGUCUUUUUUGUUCCAGAAAAUGAUGCUGAUAUUGUUUUCUACAAUGAAUUCAUGCACUACUUGGGUGAGAAGCAACGUGCGGCAGUUGCUAAGCUUGGGGGAAGGAUUACAUUAUUCCUUGUGCCACCUUCAGAUUUUUCUGAACAAGUACUUAAAGUACCUGGGAAAGUGAGCAUUACUGGUGUCAUUUUGAAGUUCCAGCAGCCCAGUUCUGACUUCAGUUCUCUUCACCAUCCGCUUGAAGUGCCAGAACCACAACUCCCACCUUUAGCGCACCGGCCAAAUAAUGGUAUUAUUCGUGAAGAUCCAAAAUUUCAUAAGCCAAAUUCGCCUGAUUUCAGGGCACUAUCUCAGGGCCAAAGCUAUUUCAGCUCAUCACCACGACAUUUAACUCUAGUGACCUCACAUUUUCCACCACCACAUAAACCAGGUGACACUCAUUCGUACUCAGGAUCUGUUCGUUCAGUGGAAAAACCGCUUGAUUUUCAUGGAGAGAGAAGGCAUGACCAACUUCAGCACCAAGAUCUGCCAAUGCCACCAAACUGGUCUGAUCACAGGACCAUCCCAAGUUCCAGCUUUGGGGUUCUCCCUACCCCAGCUCCAGGUGCUGCAUCACAUUCAUUUGAUAAUUCUGCAGCAGAAGCAUAUCCAUCAGCAAUUCCUAGGGUUACACAAGCAACGACCUCAAGCAGCACUACACCAGCAACUUCAGGUAUCGCUCCUUUACAUGCCAACAAGUUCCCUGUGCAACAAGAAACUACACCUCAGCCCUCCUCAUCCAUGCCACUUCCUCUACAACCUGAGCAACUUGCACAGUUGGCAGCUCUUCUUGGGCAGCAGAAACAAUCGGGAAAAGAUCCUGCGUUACUAACAGAUGGAGACAAUAAACAGCCGAACCUGUUGCAAAAACCCAACAUGAAGGUGCAUGCUUCUGUGCUGCAUGCCCAUGCUUCCGUGCCUCCUGACUCGUCAGCUCCCCACAUUAACCAAGUGCAACAAUUCCUGCAGCAUCCAUCUGCUGUUCCUGCGGUCCAACCAAUUGAAAAUUCUGUGCAGCAAAGUAGCCAGCAAGAACUGAACAGCAAGCAGGAGGAGGCAGAUCCCCAAAAGCGUCUCCAGGCAACAUUGCAGCUGGCUGCAGCACUACUUCAACAGAUCCAGCAGCAAUCAAAGACUGGUGACCAAUGUUAGAUCUAGAGUAUAUCUUGAAGAAGCCUUGGUUGACUUCUGAGAUGGAGCCCAUGUCCAGUCCUUAACAAUCUUUUCGCAGCAGCAUCUCAUGUCAGUGUACAUCUAUCGAUGUGUUGUCACAAUCAGCAGCAGUUUAUAUUUUGUUGUGGCUCAAGUUUUCAUGGUGAAAUGCUUUCUAGCAAUGCAUAUAAAAUUGUGGUGUUCUAUGCUUCAGAAUAAUUGACUAGUGUACAAGGUUCAAGCAUUAGCAAAAGCAUGAGCAUCCAAAUCUUGUGCCUCAGUUUUGUCAACUUUUCUAGCUGUGGAUUUCACUGACUCCAGUUCACAUUGUCAUGUGCUCCUUGAUGAUGAGCAUGGAGAUUAAUGGAGUGUAUUUUGUAAGUAUUACUAAUUGCUUAAAUAUGUGUAUGGAUGCAGUAACAUGUUGGUACCUGCUU